Helobdella robusta is the source of this 2559-nucleotide messenger RNA. RefSeq lists its product as hypothetical. Lineage: Eukaryota; Metazoa; Annelida; Clitellata; Rhynchobdellida; Glossiphoniidae. The record is from RefSeq and is a predicted model, not a curated record. The coding region runs from base 1 to 2559 and encodes 852 amino acids. The transcript is spliced from 3 exons.
AUGUAUUUAGCAAUGGAGGAAAAGAAUAUGAUUAAGCCGGAAAACUUAUUCACGCACGGGGUCUUUGAGUUUGGCACGGGUAGUAAUAACAACGCAAUCCAUGAAAAAUUCGAUGCACAACUUCAGAUCAGACGCCAAAACGAGCACGAACAGACGCCACCACCAUGGUCGUCGACACCUUCAUCAUCAUCGAAUCGAAGAUAUCAAAUUGCCAAUGUACAUGAACCAAACGUUGAAGUCUAUGGGUUGCUUAGACCUACCUCUGAUGGAGUGGAUCGGUUGAAUGGAAAAGUUGGAAGUAGACAGGCACGACAGCCAAAGCAACGACAGCAACUACAACGACAGCAACUACAACAGCAACAACUACAACGGCAACAGAUGCUAUCAAAACAACGACACUCGUUGGAUUUCAAUCUUCAGAGAAAGAAGCUGAACGACAAUGACGUUGUACAAGUCGUCUACAAAAGAAAUAUUUUUAGACGUUCAUCCAACGAAACUUCAACGACUACUUCACCAAAAAAUCAACAACAGCAGGAGCAACAACAACAAAAAACAAAAAGCCAACAAUCGAAAGAACAACAACAAAAAGAUACCCAACAACAGGACCAACAACAAUCCAAGCAACAACAACAAGCUCAACCACAACAAAAACAACAACAAGACUUACAAAAACAACAACAACAACAACAACAACCGGUAGGUGACCAACAACAACAACAGGCCUUACCACUGCAACAGCACGAACAACAAGCUCUACUAAAACAAGCACAACAACAACAACAACAACAACAAAAUAAAGAACAACAUCAAGAGAGACAGGGAGAACAUGAAAAAAAAUUAGAAUCAAUGGAAAACUUGGAGCAACAAAAACAGCAACAAAACCUGCAGAACAACAGCCUGCAACAACACAAGGAACUUCUACAACAAAUCAAAGAACAGCAAGAAGUUCAGCGAAUCCACGAAAUUGAACAAGAAGAGAAGUUGGAACGGGAGCUGAGGUUACUGGUGCAGCACCUCAACGAACAACGCCAACGACGACUGGAGCAAGAGCGGUGGCAGAAGGAGCUGACGGAGAAGAGGAUGAAGAGGAAGAGGAUGAUGUCAGCCAUGCAGAGCCACAUUUCGAAUCUGAGAGAGAGGUUGCAGAUGAAUCACAUCCUCCAGGAUAAAAUGAAACUUCUCCUCAAGAGAAACGAAAGGCAGUUGAAUGCGCUGGACUACAAAAUGAUGCACGAGAAACUGCUAAACAACCAGCAGGACCUACUUCAGCAGCAACGCAAGAUGAAGAGACUCUUCGAACGGGAACACGUCUACUCGAAUCUGCGCAGGCAGAAGAACAAGAGGCUGAGGAAGCUGAACCAACUGAUGCAGAGACAGGAACUGGAGCGACUACAACAGCAACAAGAUUUGGAAAUGCUGGAGAUCAUCCUCAAACAACAGCAACAAAAACAACAACAAAAAGAUAAACUGAAAAGACUGGAACAACAACUGCACCACCUGAGCGAGAGGCAGCAACAACAAGCAGAACGUGAGUUGGUUCGCAGAAGAAAACGAUCUAUUGAUAUAAAUAUGCAAACUUUGCAGAAAUCACCACAGCAGCUGCAACAAUAUCAGCAACUACUGCAACAGCAACAACCGCCACUAGAACAACUACAAGUACCACAACAGCUACAACUACAGCCACAGCAAUUUGAAACAGAUAUUGUUUACAUAUUGCAGGAUGAUCAUAGAAAACAAGAGGAGCAGGAACAAUUGGAAUCACAACAACCACAACAACCGCAAUCACUACAACUUGAACGACAACAAAUUCAACUACAACAACUUCCACAACAACAACAAUUUUAUCUUCAAAACCAGUCUAACAAAAAAGAAUCAAACGUAAGUAUGAACCAUAAUAAAAAUCUCAACACAGAAAUCUCGGAUCUGUUACAACAAUCCGAGCAAGAGUUGUUGCGGCAACAACAAUUUUUGCAACAACAACAGCAACAACUCACUAAACAACAAGAGCUUUACCAGCAGCAGCAACAGCAACAUUUGAAUCAACAAAAUCAGCAACAACAUCAGCAACAACAUGCACAGAAAUUUGCGACUAACAACAACAAUCUCUACAAAAACAUUGAACCUCACCAGCAAAACUCAUACCAGCUUCUGGUUGACAGCCAACCAGACUACAGUUACCUCCAUAAAGGUGAUUUUAAACAUUUCCUCCAGCCACAACAAACAUCUUCACAACAGUACCUACCACAGUAUGGGGAUCAACAACAACAACAACAACAGCCACCAGUACAUGAAACCCUCGGUAGGCAGUAUUCACAACAGCAAAAUGAACAACGACAAAAAGAACUUCAACUUAAACAACGACAGCUUAAACAACAUCUCCAAAAACUAUUUCGACAAAAUGGUGAGCUGGACAUCAAGGAAGAAUUCGAUAUUGACCUGAAAAACAAAAACAGCAAUUUCGCAAUUUCAACUACCAACAACGACAAAAACACCAUCACCAAUGAGCAUCUUUUUGAGGCUGGAGCAAAACAUGGCAGAUGCCACAACGCAAGAACCUGA